AUGUUGUUCGCUUCUUCAAGCGAUGCUGGAGACAUCAAGGCCUUGAUCAAGGCAGAAACCGAGCUACUUCUCAUCAUCUUUAUCCAUGGCUUCAAAGGAACGGACGAAACCUUCGCAGAGUUCCCCAAGAGACUCGAGCACAUUAUUUCCGAGACGGUGUCUAACAUUACCGUGGAAUGCCUCAUCUUUCCAGCUUAUGAGACGAAAGGCGACCUAGACAAAGCAGUUGUCCGGUUUGCUGACUGGCUGACGACACUGAUUGUUGAACGCGAAGUUGCGUCGGGCCUUGGAGCAGGAAAGACGAAGAUUGUGCUUUGCGGACACAGUAUGGGCGGCCUUCUUGCAGCAGAUUCUCUGCGUGAAUUCGUCCAUACACGGCCAGAUAAAACGGGUCCACUGUGGCCAAAGAUAAUUGCAUUGAUUGCGUAUGAUACUCCAUACUACGGUCUUCACCCGUUUGUUGUCAAGAACAGUGUUACCAAAGUGACAGAGUAUGCCAACGCUGCGACGACGAUUGGAUCUGCAGUCCUCGGUUCCUUUGCGGCGUUUGGCGCGAAAAAGGCUACCCAACCUGUGCCACAACCAAAUGCAACAGCCAAUCAGUCUCCGUGGAGUAGGUGGGCUGGCCCAGCUGCGUAUGCAGUGGGAGGUGCCCUUCUGGCAGGAGCUGCCGCAGGUGGCGCGUAUUACAAGAAAGAUGAGCUCACACAAGGGCUAGGUUGGGCAACAGAUCAUUUGAAGUACGUUGGAAAUCUGUGGGAUGAGCCAGAGCUGGAGAAGAGAGUCGAAGCAUUGGUCGACAUUGAGAAAGAACACGGCGUCGUAUUCCGAAUUCUGCCGCCCAAAUUACCCGAGUUUUUGACUACUAGAACGUUCAUUGUGCUUCCCAAGUACGGCAGCCGUGCAAAGGACAGCUUCCUGCCAGCAAACAACGGCAUUGCAGCCAAUGAAAUUGAGGGUCAUACUGGCAUGUUUUCAGCGGCCACGAACGAUGGUUAUUACCAACUGGGCCUCACGAGUGCGCAAAUAAUCCGAGAUGCGAUCCAAACUAGUCGAGGAAUCGUCGGACCGAGGCCCUCCUCGCCUAUAAAGAAAGCACGAAGGCGGACGCGGUCGCCAGUUGAGGAGAAAGGGGAGAGUGAAAAUCUAAUAGAUCUAUAG
Molecule: messenger RNA, 1161 nt
Organism: Cyclocybe aegerita
Lineage: Eukaryota; Fungi; Basidiomycota; Agaricomycetes; Agaricales; Hemipholiotaceae
Source: the annotation of a GenBank genome assembly